AUGGGCUGGUACUCGCUACUGCCCACGCACUUGAGCGACAUUGAAGGCUGGAUCUCGAGCAUCUUUCUGUUGUUGGGCAUUGUUACAAUGGGCCCAUGGGCUCUUCUCCUUGUCUACGAUAUCCUCUUCUACGUAUACCGCUCCUGCGCCUACCACAUCCCCAUCAUUGGCGGUAAAGCCCAAGGGAAAAGACGACCGCGAGCUCCCAGCCUGACAGAAAGACCCAGUGGUCAGAAGCGUGAUGCGCCGAAAGUACCCAUGCACUCUACGGCCACAGGCAUAGAAAAAGACGACCAUGCUCCCGAGAAGCGUCCGCUUGGACAGAUAUAA
Molecule: messenger RNA, 330 nt
Organism: Aureobasidium melanogenum CBS 110374
Lineage: Eukaryota; Fungi; Ascomycota; Dothideomycetes; Dothideales; Saccotheciaceae
Exons: 2
Coding region: 1-330 (109 amino acids)
Source: RefSeq, a predicted model, not a curated record